This is a messenger RNA of Oreochromis niloticus (Nile tilapia), 507 nucleotides long. RefSeq names its product transcription factor Adf-1. Gene Ontology annotation, cellular component: transcription regulator complex; nucleus. NCBI's taxonomy places the organism in Eukaryota, Metazoa, Chordata, Actinopteri, Cichliformes, Cichlidae. The transcript has 2 exons. Gene Ontology annotation, biological process: regulation of transcription by RNA polymerase II. The record is from RefSeq and is a predicted model, not a curated record. The coding region runs from base 169 to 507 and encodes 112 amino acids.
UGUGUUGCAUUUUGUGCAUACGCGCGUUUCGCGUCUACCGCUCGAGUUGGAAAAAUCUGAACUCCAGCGUCAAAUCACGCCGCGACAACCAAUAAGGAGCCUGGUGAUGUGGCUCUGACCUAGGUCAAAGGGGCAGAUCCAGCCAAAGCCCUUCAUUCUUCAUUCAGUAUGGAGGAAAAGCUCAUCACUGCCGUGGCUAAUCACCCAGAGCUGUAUGAUGCCAGCUGCUACUUCUACCGAGACAGGAAUAAAAAGUACCUAGCUUGGAGGCACAUAAGUGAGGAGAUCGGGCAACCUGAGGACAUCUGCAGGAGAAAGUGGAAGAGCCUCAGGGACACGUAUAAUAAGGAGAAGAGGACAGAGAAGGAGAAGAGGAGUGGGUCUGCAGCGGGAUCGGGGAAGCGAUGGAAGUUCUUCGCGGUCAUGGGGUUUCUGGACCCCUUCCUCACCCCGCGGGAGACUAGCGGCAAUAUGGUGCGGACCGUGGAGAACGUCCCCCCCCGAUGA